CGUGCUCGAGCCAUCUCUUCAUCGAGUCACGUGAAAAUGCUUGGCCGCGUUGUGUCGUAUUGUUUUCUUCUACUUUGGACCGUCUCUAGCCAUGCGCUUGUCCGGGCAGAUUCCUAUCCCGCUCUCAACGCGGCGGAUAUGACAUCAUUGCUAACGAUUCGUGUAAGUGCAUCUCCAGAAAGCAAACCAAUUUCAGCUGUCGUCACAUCCCAUCUUGCCAUGACGUCAAGCAUAUCUCCGAGUCAGAACAAAGGACCAUCGACUGUUAGUCUCCCUGCAGCGUCGAUCAUCACUCCUACGCCAACACCAUCAGCAACUGUACCGACGACGAAACCUACCAAGCCUAUAACAGAUCACCCUCCUGAACCAAAAUGCGAGAAGGUCACUUCUUGUAGCUGCAGGAGAGCCGACGAUCACCAACUCAUUGAUUUGAGUCCUCUUGCAAGCACAACUGCGAGGUUUACGAUCAAGAACUUGGAUCAUACUUUCUAUUGGAAUCCAUGCAAGGCUUUUGAAGUAGGAGGUACAAACAGCGAGUGUACUGUGGAGAAGGAUGUGGCGAUUUGUGAAGAAACUACUGGUACUGAUGACAUCUUCGUUAGUCUUGGAACCCAAAAGUCUGCAGAGUUCAAGUUCGACCGGAUUAUAUAUACCGAUGGAACAGGCAACAGAAAUGCAACUGUUAUUCUUCAGUGCCAAAAAAAUGACAAGCCGGAAGACAGCAAAUUGAUAUUUUUGCCGGAUAAGAACAACAUGUCAUAUAUAUUCGCUUUGCAAAGUGUAUACGCUUGCCCUGGCGGUUAUAAACCAGGAUCAGGCGGUCUCAGUGCUGGCAGCAUUCUUUUGAUCAUUUUCUUCACUGUGAUUGGUUUCUAUUUUAUGGUAGGCAUUGCCUAUCAGGUUGUUUUCAAGAAAGCGUCUGGUACGGAGAUAAUACCCAACAGUGCGUUCUGGUGCGCACUACCCAGCUACAUCAAGGAUGGCAUUACUUAUCUCUUCUGCUGCGGAGGCUCUGGAAGAAGCGCAAAAUAUGAAAACUUCUAAUUAAUUAAUCACUAGCUUUGUGUGACUUUGGACUUCGUGAGAACGAUGGUGUUGCUAUGUCAAUUUUCGGGUUUCUUAUCAUGUUAAUAGAAAAAAGACUGCUGACGCACAU
Molecule: messenger RNA, 1156 nt
Organism: Corticium candelabrum
Lineage: Eukaryota; Metazoa; Porifera; Homoscleromorpha; Homosclerophorida; Plakinidae
Exons: 7
Coding region: 37-1044 (335 amino acids)
Cellular component (GO): trans-Golgi network
Source: RefSeq, a predicted model, not a curated record